This is a messenger RNA of Morone saxatilis (striped sea-bass), 1331 nucleotides long. RefSeq names its product olfactory marker protein a (gene ompa). The transcript has 2 exons. The record is from RefSeq and is a predicted model, not a curated record. Lineage: Eukaryota; Metazoa; Chordata; Actinopteri; Moronidae. Bases 157 to 657 code for a protein of 166 amino acids. Gene Ontology annotation, biological process: signal transduction; sensory perception of smell.
GAGAGAGAAAGAAAGAGACAAACACAGAGAGGAAGACAGAGAGAGAGAGAGGGGUUAAAUAAAAAACUCUACCAGAUCUCUAUCUAUCACAGCAUCCAUCCAGACUGCCAGGCCUCGCCCUCUCCUUAACCCAGGAUUAUAACCUUGAAGUCGGACAUGGACAAUACCAAGGCUCCUUCCAACGCAAUUGUGCUGGAAUUUAAAGAAGACACUGCACUGACAGAGAUGAUGCGUCUUCGUGUGUCGUCUUUGCAGCGGUCAGGGCAGAAGCGUCAGGAUGGUGAGCGUCUGCUUCUUCCCCAUGAGGCCGUGUACCGGCUGGACUUCUCCACUCAGGAGCUGAACUUCUCCCGCUGGUACUUCUCCCUCAUCGCCUACGGCCGUGUCACCGUCACCGGCAUUUCCCAACACUGGACCCCUGACCUCACCAACCUGAUGACCCGUCAGCUACUGGAACCGAUCGGAACGUUUUGGCGAAACGCUGACGACCCUGAGGAUUCACCGCUCAAAUGGCUGGAGGCAGACAUGCAGGAGUUUGGUGAAAGAAUUGCUGAGCUGGCCAAGGUCAGGAAGGUCAUGUACUUCCUGUUUGCUUUCAAGGAUGGGGCAGAGGCGGCGAAUCUUAGAUGCUCGGUGGAGUUCACACCAGAUAAUUGACUCUUCUCUUUUUGCCAGUAGAAUACUAGAGUACUGGAAAAGCAUCACAAUAUUUUGUUCAAUCUUUGACCUUAAAGCUAGAGCUGAUUGAAAACUGCAUCUUUUUUUAAGCAAUUACCUAAAUCAGUUUAAAAAUUCUCCCUCAAACACUCUGAUUAACCUGUAAAUGUACAGUGACAAGAUUGUAGUUCCACUUAUUGUGCACAACAUAAUUUGCUACCAUUCAUUCUAAAAUUUUAGCACAAAGAGCAAACUUUUAAUGUCGCCUCAACAGACAAGUCAAAAGAAAUUUAAGGACUUAUCGCAAACAAGCAUUAAAGAAAGUAUUUUUCACAAAACAAAGCACACAUAAAUCAACCUGGGAUGACAAAUAUUACAAGUAUAAGUGCACUUUAGUUAAACGUAAAAUGGAACUAAUCCUCUUGUAUGUUUCCUGGUGCUGCUUAAAAGAUAAAUCUGUCAUCAACAUAAAUCAAUCAAAAACAAAUAUUUAAUUCGUACAGAAACAUAAGCAACUGUCUUUACACAAUAUUAUUUGAUGAUCAAAAACUAAAAUAUUCAUAACUCAUUCAUAAAAUGAUUUAAAUGUUUUUUUAUACAAUUAUUUACUUUUGAAAACAAAACUGAGGAUUUGAAGGAACAAUGAAUCUUCCUGUAAGUAAAACAUGUCUUUA